Messenger RNA from Aureobasidium subglaciale EXF-2481, 1676 nucleotides. RefSeq lists its product as uncharacterized. The transcript has 2 exons. The record is from RefSeq and is a predicted model, not a curated record. The coding region runs from base 394 to 1254 and encodes 286 amino acids. Gene Ontology annotation, molecular function: oxidoreductase activity. Lineage: Eukaryota; Fungi; Ascomycota; Dothideomycetes; Dothideales; Saccotheciaceae.
CUAUCGCUUUUAUCCCGCUGUAACAUGAAGCAACAAUCCACUGUAUGAUGCAGUGCACAAUCAUUUUUUCAGAUCGCCGCAGAUUCACGGAGAACGACUUAGACGUUGAAGGCAUCGAUCUCUGAUAGCCCCAAUGUGUAUGCGACUGAGUUUGGCCUCAGACGAGGUUCCUAUCAUGCCGAGGCAGUCAGAGUUCGCAGACCAUUUCCCCUCUCUGUCGCUAAACACUCUGCAUCCUUCGUGACCUCUACCUACAGUAAUGGUUAAUAUAUAAGAAACCUCGACUGGGCUUGGCGCGCGUAUGUGAAGUGCUGUCACCUUCUCUGUCUCCAUUCUGUUUCUUCCACAUUCAUAUCUUCCGUUCCAUCAUCUCCAAGUCAUUCUGCACAAAGUAUGGCAGAAAUUACCAUCAACGAUACAGAUCUGCAGGGUGUAAAAGGCAAGGUAGUCCUGAUGACUGGUGGUAGCUCUGGUAUCGGCCUAGCUACAGCCACCCUGCUUCUAAGCCUUGGAGCUAAAGUCGUCAAUGGCGAUCUGAAUGCUCCUGCUGAAGACAAUAAGUCUAGCUCAUACACCUUUGCCAAGACCAAUGUCACCUCAUGGAGUGAACUCACGAACCUCUUCAAAGAGACUCUGGAGCUGCACGGCCAGAUUGAUCACGUAUUCGCAAACGCCGGCAUGAGACCAACAACUUCCUACCUCGAGCUAGAGAUUGACUCAAACAACGAACCCAUCGAGCCUGGUUUCCUGACCCUGGACGUAAACCUCCGAGGUGUCAUCAACACUGCUUCGUUAGCCUUGCACUACAUGCAGAAGCAAAAGGCCUCUUCGACCCCAUACAGUGUCGUACUCACAGCUUCUUCAUCCUCUUUCCAUCGAUUCCGCUGUGCAGACUACGGAAUCUCAAAGCACGGUGUCCUGGGUCUUCUUCGUGGCCUCGCUCCUGUAACAUAUCCUGACAUGCCUAUUCGUGUAAAUGCUUUGUGUCCUUCGUGGACCGUUACAGCUCUUACGGAAGAAUCCCACUAUGCAGGCGUGGAUGCAAAUUUACAGCCCGCGGAGGCUGUGGCCAGAGCUGCCGUGUUGCUGAUGAGUGAUGAGAAGAGACAUGGUCAAAUGAUCUUGAGUGCGGCGAAUAAGUACAGAGAGAUCGAGGAAGCGGUGUUGCUCAAAGCCAUGUCCCCCGAGGUCAGAGGGCAGACGUUGACCGAGGAUGAGAUUUGUGCAGGUGUGAUUGCGAACACGAUGGGCUGAACAUGUCUCGUCAUAGGAUCUUGUAAAUGCCAACAUAGUUACCCGUCUCGUGAAGAUCAAAGAAUUCGGACAGAAAUUUGUACAGAUAUAGAUACAGAAGACAAGAUGAGCCUUCCUCGUGUGGAGCCGAUAGUAAACGCCGCCCAAUGCAACAUUCUUUAUAUCGAGGACUAGUUCGAGCCACGCUUGUUGUUCUUCUUCUUGCGAGAGUUUGAGUCUCUGCUCUUGACCUCUGAGCUGCGCAACAUGGCACGCUGUCUCUGGUAUUGCCUGACGAUGUUGUCGACGCUGCCAAUGUCGUGUCUGGGCUGGCGCAUGUAGUACAGUCUUGCUCUUCUCGCUCUCUUCUCCUUCCUUUGCACAACCUCGACACCCUCGACGUUGGGACUGUAGAUCUUGUACCACAUCUCGACACCCACACG